GCACUGGUCCGGCUGACUUGUCUCAUCCCAAUUAAGAUUUUUCAGAGGCACACGGGUUGUAGACCUUACCCGCUGAUCGUCCUUACAUCAGAACUUUCCAGCCCGUUUCACAGAAUGGAGGAAGCAGAUCUCGUGGUCAUAGGCGCUGGUUGGGCAGGAAUAGCUGCAGCCAAGACCUUCCACCAGAUUCAGCCUUCGAGAACCUUGGUCAUCCUCGACUCAAAUGAGUCUCUCGGUGGAACAUGGGCAACUGAGCGCCUCUAUCCAGGCCUCAAAACCAACAACCAGCUGGGGACUUAUGAGUACCCCGAUUUCCCCAUGAGUACAAAUGUCUUCGGCGUGAAGCCCGGGCAGCACAUUCCUGGCCAAGUGGUUCACGACUACCUGGAGAAGGUUGCCGAGAAGUUCGGCAUCGCGGAUAAGAUUCGUUACUCAACAACGGUUGUUUCCGCGGAGCAGAACAACCCGUCGGGUGGUUGGAUUGUGAAGAGUGUCAAAAGAGCGACUGGGUCUUCAGAAGACUUCGAGUCAACCAUUUUGGCCCGAAAGCUCAUCGUUGCAUCUGGGCUUACUUCGGAGCCUUUCAUGCCGUACUUUGAAGGGCAGUCUUCAUUCGGCAAGCCAAUUUUCCACGGUAAAGACUUCGCCCGACACGCGGAUGCUGUUGAGACCACCAAGCGGGUGACGGUGCUUGGAGGUGGCAAGACUGGAUGGGACGCGGUGUAUGCUCACGCCAUCAAGGGCGUGCAUGUGGACUGGAUAAUUAGGGAGUCUGGCCACGGUCCUGUGUGGAUGUCGCCUCCCUUUGUCACGCCUUUCAAGAAAUGGCUGGAGAAACUGGUCAUGACGAGGGCCUUGACUUGGUUCAGUCCUUGCUCCUGGGGCGAGGCAGAUGGCUACUCACGUAUCCGUGGUUUCCUUCAUGGGACUGCCAUCGGACGACUAGUAACCAAUGCCUUCUGGUACAUACUGGGCAACGACGUAAAGACUCUGAACAACUUCAAGUCCCACCCUGAAACAGCCAAGCUCCAGCCAUGGAGCCACCCUAUGUUCGUCGCCUCCAGUUUCUCAAUUUAUAACUACGAUACGGAUUUCUACGAGCUGCUGAGGAACGGCACGGUGAAAGUAUACGUCGCCGACAUCACAUGCCUAGGGCCUGAAGGCAUCGUGAAACUUUCCAACGACACAGAGAUCAAGACUGAUGUCAUGAUAUGCGCAACGGGCUGGAAGUCGGCGUGUCCAAUCAAGUUCCUACCUGAGGGCAUCGAGGCUGAGUUGGGCGUGCCUCACGUACCCUCACCGACUGAGCCCCACGAUCUCGUUCAUCGAGCUGACAAUGAGAUCUUGAAACGGUGGCCGCGCCUGCGAGAUCCACCUGUCCAGAACAAAAAUUUCGUGCCUUUCGAAAAGCAAAAGGGUAUCAUCGCCACUUCUGAGGGCGACCGAACCACCUCAAAGCUCACCCCGUGGAGACUCUACCGCUUCAUCAUCCCGUCGUCGCCGCCCCUAGUCCGCCGUCGCGAUAUCGCAUUCGCGGGCAUGAUGAUGAACUUCAACGUCCCGACAAAUGCACACUUACAGUCGCUGUGGAUCAACGCCUACUUUCUUGGACGUGGAAUCGCCAUUCCGAAUGUCGAAAAUGACAUUGAGAGAAACGAGAUGCAAUACGAGACUAUUUUGCAUAGCAGGUUCGGAAAAUGGCGGUACACCGCUGGCCAUGGAAGCCAACUCCCUGAUCACGUGUUCGAUGCGCAGCCAUACAUUGAUCUAUUAGUUGGCGACUUGGAUUUGCAGAAGCACCGCAAAGGUGGCGCGCUCAAAGAGAUAUGGGAUCCCUACGGACCACAGGACUACGUGGAUGUUGUGGAUGAAUGGAAGCGGAGGCAUCAUAUUAGCAGUUUUAUAACUGGCUACAGUAUAUGA
Messenger RNA from Diaporthe batatas, 1923 nucleotides. RefSeq lists its product as uncharacterized. Lineage: Eukaryota; Fungi; Ascomycota; Sordariomycetes; Diaporthales; Diaporthaceae. The record is from RefSeq and is a predicted model, not a curated record. The coding region runs from base 115 to 1923 and encodes 602 amino acids. The transcript is spliced from 3 exons.